GAUCCCCUUUAUAAGCAUCAAGAGCCGCGUGGGAGCCGUUAAAACGACCGGAGAGGCGGAGGAAGGAGCGGGGUUAGCGGACAGCAUGAAGGGAACCGCUAGCAGCGGACCGGGGACACCGAGUUAGAGACCCCGCUGAAGACUCUCGGGAUGAGCGCGAAGGUUCUGCUGGAGGGAGUUUCUGCGUCUCUGAGCGGCGUGGUAGACGCGGCGGAGGGGGGGCUGACCGUUUUUAAGGAAGAGCCGGUGGGAGAGGAGGAUGGAGGCGGUGAGCUGCUGUUCCAGGGGAGGAGCACACCUGAGCUGCAGAUCCACGGAGAUCUGGCGCAGUACGCGGCCACUUUACGCACGUUCACCGGGCGGUUCUCCGUGGACUCCAGGGGGGCAGGAGCGCCGUGGGCACCGGGAGACCCCAUCAACGUGGUCAGCGCUGACAUCACCGCAGCCGCCCCGGAGUCCGAGUCCGCGCCGGAUAUUUACGCACCUGGAGGAGGAGGAGGCGGCAUGGCGCACGGCCCGCCGGACAUCAGCCACAUGUACGCGCACCCCCACCCCGCCCCGUCCUACUCCUGCAGCGGGGAGAUGUACCAGGACCAGUCCGCCUCGGGCUACCUGGCGCCGCCCACCUGCUCCGGGUCCUACCACCCCCCGCAGCCCUACAGCUCCGCGCCCAAACCCGGCGCGGACGGCCCCGCGCUGCUCUCCAUCAUGCCCGAGUACGGCGGCUUCUACCAGCAGAGCUGCCAGCGGGACCUCCAGUCGGGCUUCCCGGACCGGAAGUCCCUGCCGUACCCGCUGGACCCGCUCAGGGUGCCGCCGCCGCUCACGCCGCUCAACACCAUCAGGAACUUUACGCUGGCCGCUCCACCCGCGGCAGUGGAGGGCCCGAUGUCCGCGGCGUUCCCCACCCACCAGAACCUCCCGCUCAGGCCCAUCCUCAGACCCCGGAAGUACCCGAACCGGCCGAGCAAGACGCCGGUCCACCAGCGGCCGUACCCGUGCCCCGCGGAGAGCUGCGACCGGCGCUUCUCCCGGUCCGACGAGCUGAGCCGACACCUGCGCAUCCACACCGGCCACAAGCCCUUCCAGUGCCGCAUCUGCAUGCGCAACUUCAGCCGCAGCGACCACCUCACCACGCACAUUCGCACGCACACCGGGGAGAAACCGUUCUCCUGCGAGCAGUGCGGGAGGAAGUUUGCGCGCAGCGAUGAGCGGAGGAGGCACAUGAAGAUCCACCUGCGACAGAAGGAGAAAAGGUCCUCCACCUCCUAAAAUCUACAUCAUUUCACAGAAAAUGUCGUUAUUAGCAAAAACCAUCUCGUUAUUUAUGAACUUAAUCUGCAAAAAUGAGCAGAAACCUCCACCAAGUUUAGUUUAGAUGACAGAAUAGAUUGUGCAGCUAGAAGAGUCUCCGGUUCUGGUCCAGGACCUUCCUGUCUGUGUUCUGAUGCUCUCAGGGAUCCAAACAGCCCAGAUUAGACAUGAACUCAGCAACACGUCAUCAAAGGCCCAAAUCCCAACUUGUUCAUGCAGUAGAAACAAUUCCUCCACGUAGCUCAGGUGGUUCAGCCUCUGGAAGACAUGUUGAAUGUUCCAGUUUGUUUGCUCAGGAAGUUAACUGGAAGGACGAUCUGCAACUUUCACUGGAUUUAAGGUUUUUACCUGAUGAAUGUAGGAGGAGAAGUCAGAGUCCAGGCCGAAAAGCUUCUUAUGCAAGACGUGACGAGCACUAAAGCAGCUUCUUGUUGAUGCAAAUAAAUGUUGGUUUUGUUCAGGAGGUUCUGGUGAUUUGUUGUUUCUAGACAAUCUGAACCAAAACUGAUUUGGUUCUGGCUGCAUUGGGGAAAACCAGAGACACAACUAGACAUGGUACGUCACUCAGCAUGGUGUCUUCAGGGUUCGUACAUCUUACAUCAGAGGUGGUCAGUUCUGGUCCUGGAGGGCCGGAGUUCUGUAACUCCUGUCUCUGGUCCAAUAACUGAAUCUCCUCCUCAGUGCAGUCAGGUUCUCUAGAGUCCUGAUAAUCACCUCAUUAUUGGACUCGGGUGUGUUGAAGUGGAGAAACAUCUAAAAGUUGCAGGAGACCUCCAGGCCUGGAGGUCCUGGAGGUCCUGGAGUUCCCACCCCUGUUACAGGGAACUAGUAAAGAGUAGCAGGUGGGUUUACAUACAGACUAGUAAUUUCUCAGAGAUCUUUGUGGGACUGAAAGUGUAUGUUUACCCCUGUAGAGGGACCAAACAGAGAACUUCUGGAGUACUGACAGCACAUGUUCAGACAGGGUACUGAACUGCGGUAGCUACUCAGCAGGUACAGGAAACACAUCAGCAGUAAAAUGCUGGGAAUCGUCAGAAUUUCAUGGGUAGGAGAAUCUGAAUAAUCUCAGCAUCAGGUGGCAGAUCCUGCUGCAGAACAUGAAGAAAAGGAAAAUGUUCAUGGUGAACCUGAUAUGUUUCAUCUCUUUAUCCAGUGUGUGUGUGUGUGUGUGUGUGUGCGCGCGCGCGCCCCUGUUUUGAUGCUGCUCUGGGCAAAUGCCCAAAUGGUUCCAGUCAAAAAUGUGGGGUUCAAUCGGUCAAGUACCUUCUGGUUGGGUGUGUACUGGGAACUUAAAGGUAUUUAUUUACACAGUACAUCCAUUGUGCUACUUUUUCUAAUAUGUUCAGGUACCAUGAUGGAUAAAUAUAAACAAAUAUUUACUUA
This is a messenger RNA of Gambusia affinis (western mosquitofish), 2697 nucleotides long. It is a transcript of the gene egr2a, whose product is annotated as early growth response 2a. Gene Ontology annotation, biological process: regulation of transcription by RNA polymerase II. The transcript is spliced from 2 exons. The record is from RefSeq and is a predicted model, not a curated record. Bases 151 to 1272 code for a protein of 373 amino acids. Lineage: Eukaryota; Metazoa; Chordata; Actinopteri; Cyprinodontiformes; Poeciliidae. Gene Ontology annotation, molecular function: RNA polymerase II cis-regulatory region sequence-specific DNA binding; DNA-binding transcription factor activity, RNA polymerase II-specific.